Molecule: messenger RNA, 1134 nt
Organism: Oppiella nova
Lineage: Eukaryota; Metazoa; Arthropoda; Arachnida; Sarcoptiformes; Oppiidae
Source: the annotation of a GenBank genome assembly
GAUUGAGUGAUGCAUUCAUUCAUUGCAGUCAACACUCACCACAUAAUAGCCAUUCAUUUGAGUGAUUAUUAUAUUCAAUGAAUUGAUUGUCAAUUGAUUUGAUUUAAUUGUGACACCAAAAUGAUCUGGGUAUGGGAAUGGGACGGUGCACUAGCCAUUACCCUGUAUGUAGCGGUUCCUACAUUGAUAAUUGCUUUUUUGUUGUGGUAUUACAUCCACAAAUUAUUGGCUUUUAUAAGGAGAGACAAAAGCAAACUCAAGACACACACAGACAAAGACAUUGAAAAUGUGAUUGAAGACAUUUUCGACCAAAUUGGUGACAAUAGCAUUGAUAUAUCACUCAAUGGAUCCCACAGUGAUGUCCACCACAUGAGCCAUGACUCGAAGUCAAAGGUCAAGAAGUGGAAGAAUGGCAGCAAAUCGUGUGACACGAGCGCCGGUAUAACACUCAUCCCUACCGAUGAAGAUGUGAAGUCCUCUAAGAGUAGGUCUUCUAAAAGUAGUGGUGAUUCUCAUCAGUCAAGACUACUUCUGUCCAAAGCUUCUGAAAGAUAUCUGACAAACAGAUCUCAAGACUCGAGUUCAGACAAUUCGCACCAAACAUAUCGAGUAAAAUCAAAAACGAGCCGAAAGUCAACCGAAGACAUACCGAAAGGACAGAAACCAUCCAAACCUCCGAGAACUUCAGUGUUGACUAAGGAAUCAGCCAUUGAUGUGAAGACAUACCAUGAAUUGGGCGAUAACUCACCGAAACUAUUGGAUGACUUUAGUAUCGAGAUGUUGAUGACCAGUGAUAGCUCUUCCGGAUCAGUUAAGACAGUGAUUGAAUCCAAGAAAUUGUUGAAUACGAGUCGUAAAAGCAGUGAAUGUGACACUUCUCUUAUGGUCAAUGAAUCCAAUGUGUCGAUGCGACCAAUGGGUCCAUUCGAUGACAAUAUGACACCCAAUCAGACCAUUAAAUACAGCGACAAAAAGGAUGUAAAGAGGAGUUUAAGUAAAAGAAUUGGUGCCAAAAGUGAAGCAGUCUUUCCCCGUUUCCAAAGUGAUCCCAAUUCAACUCAUAUGACAUUCACUGAAGUGAUUGAUUUGGCAUUUGAUGAUCUCAUCAAAACCAUCGAUGAUUUCAGUGAUUAA